Malurus melanocephalus (red-backed fairy wren) is the source of this 667-nucleotide messenger RNA. It is a transcript of the gene PCLAF, whose product is annotated as PCNA clamp associated factor. The transcript is spliced from 2 exons. Lineage: Eukaryota; Metazoa; Chordata; Aves; Passeriformes; Maluridae. Gene Ontology annotation, cellular component: nucleus. The record is from RefSeq and is a predicted model, not a curated record. Gene Ontology annotation, molecular function: chromatin binding. The annotation marks the transcript as partial. Gene Ontology annotation, biological process: regulation of cell cycle; translesion synthesis.
UUUCCCUCCCUCUUUUUCUCCCUCCCUUCCACUUUUCUCCUCCCCUCCCCUCCCUUCCCUCGCUCCCCCCAGACCGAUGUUACACUCCCCGCAGGUGACAAACGCUCCGUGGGGCUGAACCGAGUGUGUGUGAGGCCGGUGCCCGCCUGGCAGAAGGGCAUCAGCGACUUCCUGAAGCUCCCAUCCAAGGAGAACCGGGCACCCGACGAGGACACGCCCGGGACCAGCGGCCUGGGAGCUGGGCCCCUGCCACCGGAUCCUGCCGAAGAUGGAGAGUCCUUGGAGGAAGAGUAGAUGUGAUCUGACCUCGAUUUUCAUGUUAAAAUGCUCAUCCUACUCGAGCUUGGCUUUGUACAUUUGUAUGGUUUUUUACAAUUUUUUAUGGCUCCCUUUCAGCUGUUGUAUAGAUCUGAAAGUCUGAGAGASAGCAUGAACACUGGAGAAAUGAAUUAAUGUUCAAUACUAUUUGGYACUUAAUGUUCAGUGUAAACUACUGGUUUAAUUUUUAUCUUGGUUUGCCUGAUUGCUCCUGCAUGUUGGGCAGCUUUUGUCUUUCACCUUCUGGCUGCCUUGUGCUUGUCCAAGACUUGCAUGRUCAUGGUUGUUCUGUUUUAAAAAGMAGAUCCUCAUUUUUUUAAUAAACUGAAGCCUCCUGAGCACAAACCCA